This is a messenger RNA of Ochlerotatus camptorhynchus, 647 nucleotides long. RefSeq lists its product as uncharacterized. Lineage: Eukaryota; Metazoa; Arthropoda; Insecta; Diptera; Culicidae. The transcript has 2 exons. Bases 138 to 647 code for a protein of 169 amino acids. The record is from RefSeq and is a predicted model, not a curated record.
GUCAACAACCCAUUUCUAUCUCAUUCUCGCAACCGAGCACGACUUGACUGCUCAUCCUCUGUUUUCGCGCGACAAUUGUAUCUAAUUUAUCUCAGUUGAAGAUCGGCUAGAGUCAAAAGCUGGUGUAUUUGAGGAGCAUGUACGUCUUUUGGAGGCUCAUUCUGGUGCUGCUCCUGACCACGGUGGGAUUGUGUUUCACGGUCAGGAUUGAAGCUGGCAGCAGUUGGACAGAUUCGGAAGAGCUCGUUCCGGGACAACAUCCACCGGUUGUGACAGCGCUUAAGGAUGACGAACAAUUACCUGUACAAUCACCGAAAAAGGGUGCCGCGGUGAAAGUGAAGCGUGAUACCGCUAAUGGUGAUUCGAGUUCAUCAUUCUGGAGCUGGCUCACCGGGCGGGAGAAUCCCGAUCCAUGCAUGAUGGCUUCGGUGGGAGGAGUCGUAGGAGGAGGUGCUCUGACGGGUGCCUUCGUGGGAGCUGGCAUUGGCAGCAUUUUCACUGGACCUGGAACCGUAAUCGGAGCUGUCGUCGGCGGAGUAGCAGGACUGUUUGGUGGAGUUAGUAUCGGUCACCGGGCUGGAGCAGCUGUGUGCGCUAAACCGUGUGUGGCUGUCGAUUACAGGGAUCAAUGCUAUCCCAAUAAAUAA